Solea solea (common sole) is the source of this 2729-nucleotide messenger RNA. RefSeq names its product SEC62 homolog, preprotein translocation factor (gene sec62). The transcript has 8 exons. NCBI's taxonomy places the organism in Eukaryota, Metazoa, Chordata, Actinopteri, Pleuronectiformes, Soleidae. Gene Ontology annotation, biological process: post-translational protein targeting to membrane, translocation. The coding region runs from base 111 to 1430 and encodes 439 amino acids. The record is from RefSeq and is a predicted model, not a curated record. Gene Ontology annotation, cellular component: endoplasmic reticulum; endoplasmic reticulum membrane.
AUCAUUUUAACACAUGCCUAAAUUGUCCCCCCUUUUUUUCAACCUAUAAUCGGUUAAUCUCGCGAUACUAGAGACUCUCACGCACGUCGGAGAAGCUGAGUUGGAGGAUCAUGGCGGAGCGCAGGAGACACAAGAAGCGGAUCCAGGAGGUGAAUGAACCCACCAAGGAGGAGAAGGCCGUGGCCAAGUACCUCCGCUUUAACUGCCCCACAAAGUCCACAAACAUGAUGGGUCACCGAGUCGACUACUUCAUUGCCUCAAAGGCAGUGGACUGUCUGAUGGACUCCAAGUGGGCCAAGGCAAAGAAGGGAGAGGAGGCACUGUUCACCACCAGGGAGUCUGUGCUGGAUUACUGCAACAGACUUUUAAAGAAGCAGUUCUUCCACCGUGCUCUCAAAGUGAUGAAGAAAAAACCAGAGAAAGACACAAAGAAGGAGAAGGAGAAAGAGAAGGAGAAAGCCAAGAGCGACAGCAGCAAAGAGGAGGAGAAAAAAGGGAAGAAGGAGAAAGACAAGAAGAAAGAGCCUGAAGCUGCUGAAAUCAAAAAAGACAAGAGUGACGACAGUCCUGGAACCCCCAAGAAGAAGAAAGAGGCGAAGAAGAAGUUUAAACUGGAGCCUCAUGAUGAUCAGCUGUUUGUGGAUGGAAACGAGGUUUAUGUGUGGAUUUACGAUCCUGUCCAUUUCAAGACAUUUGCCAUGGGACUGAUCCUCGUCAUUGCAGUGAUCGCAGCCACACUGUUCCCACUGUGGCCUGCAGAAAUGCGUGUUGGGGUCUACUAUCUAAGUGUCGCAGCAGGCUGCUUUGUGGCCAGUAUAUUGCUUCUAGCUGUCGCUCGCUGCAUCCUCUUCCUUAUCAUCUGGUUGGUGACCGGUGGGCGCCAUCACUUCUGGUUCCUCCCCAACCUGACGGCAGACGUGGGAUUCAUCGACUCGUUCCGGCCGCUCUACACACACGAGUACAAAGGGCCGCGGGCCAGUAGCAGGAAAGGCUCCGACAAGACGGACGACAAGACGGACGACAAGGACGGCACCGCGUCCGCCAAGGCUCAGAAAUCAGACAGCGACGACAAAUCAGACGCAGAGAAGAAGGACGGGGACGAGGACGAAGAGGAGGAGGAGGAAGAGGAGGAGGAGAGCAAAGGGGCAGGACAAGAGGAGAGCAAAGAAGCAGAGAUGGAGGAAACGGGGACGGGCCGCCAGUCGGACACGGACAGUGACCGGCGUGAGGACGAAGGCUCGCAGCACAGCAACGGGAACGACUUUGAGAUGAUCACCAGAGAAGAGCUGGAGCAGCACACAGAGGGGGAGGAGGAGGAGGAGGAGGAGGAGGAAGAGGAAGAAGACGAGAAAGAAGACAACAACAAGGAGACACAACAGAGGGAAGAAGACGGUGGGAAUGAGACUAAAGGCCAGACUGCUGAAACAUAAACUUCUAACAGUCCCAUCACUCUCUACUUUUCUGUCUCUGUCUCAGUACCUCCCUCCCUCCUGUGAUCCAGGACCCGUCUGGUUCCGGUCUCUCAUUUGAGAGUCUUCAUCUCUUCUUGUUGGGAUUCCACCAAAUGGUACCAACAGACCAGAGACCAGGGUAGACACAACAUUGAAAAGUCAAUGGCCACAAACAAAGGCAGAAAAUAUUCAACAACUGAAACUUUCAAAAAAAGAAGAAAAAAAAAAAGGAGAAAGGAGAUGACAGAAGAAGCCUUAUCACGGAUUUGAUUCCUCGCACUUAAACAUGAUUUAUGCUCAAAUAAAAACUGCCACCGGACAUGUUUGCCUGAGGAAGUUGUCAACAACAACAAAAAACCAUCACACCAACAACUUUGUCAUUUCAACUCCAAAUAUUUUAUUUAUGCCCCAUCUCUACAUUUAAUCUGACAUGUUUCCAAUCCAGAAGUGAGAGCUGUGGUGCUGAACAGUAAGAGAAGACAUGUGCUGCCACUUUUCACUGUCCUUGCUUUUUUUUCAUUGUUUUCAUUACCAUCUUUGAGCUCUGUGUCACUGAUGCAAUCACAUCCUGUUUGAUAGCUUUCUCAGGCGGCAGCAAGCUGACCCAUGCACGCGUCAGCUUUGAAACAAAGCCGGGUGGGUGGACCAAAUCCUAUAGUUUACUAUGAAAAUGAGAAAAAAAAAAAUCAACCAUAUUGUUCCUGGAUAGAGUAUAUGUGACAGAUCAGAGUAGCACGGCUCUUUGAGGUACUAACUUUCAUUGUUUUGGUUUUUAAAUGAAUGGUUCAUAAUCCCAGUCUGAAAUAUGUCUCGUUCAUGUUUAACAAUGAUAAUAAUAAUAAUAUGGGACUUGUGUCUCAGAGUAAAUGUGAGCGACUGGGUCACAGCUGACACACGUCAUUUUCUUUUUUAAAAAAAAGAAAAAGAUUACGGCAUUUUAAGAAGAUAAUUCAUGAACAGAGACGCAGAAAACGAGUGCCAAACACUAACUGCACAUACAGUGAUGGAUGUGAUGCAUGCUGAUUUAACAGGGAGGGAGUGCAGCGUCAAACUCAACUUUGACAGCAGCAGGUUGUUUGUGUGUAGGUUAAAAAAACAAAGAUUAUUGGUCUCAAUGAAACCGUUGGUGUUCACAUCUAAACCCGUAAAAAAAAAAAGCUGUUAUUGUGUGAAAAUAGUGGCCGUUGUUCCCUUCCUCGUGGCUCCAAGCUGUUUCUUCACAUCUUCCUCUGGCUAGAAAGUGUUUUCUUCUGUAGUCAUAGUGAGGAUUAUAUUUAA